Molecule: messenger RNA, 1695 nt
Organism: Australozyma saopauloensis
Lineage: Eukaryota; Fungi; Ascomycota; Pichiomycetes; Serinales; Metschnikowiaceae
Exons: 1
Coding region: 1-1695 (564 amino acids)
Cellular component (GO): fungal-type vacuole membrane
Source: RefSeq, a predicted model, not a curated record
AUGCACCCCACCAAAUCGGCGCAUCUCGAGCGAAAUCCGGAUCAGGCCGUAUCAUCCCCCAGAAUCAGAGCACAGGAAGUAGCCACCACGAUUCUCCUGAAUGUUCUGGAGGUAAUUGAUCUCAUCAACGAACAAGAAAAAAGCAAUUUCCGUUUGGGGGUCAUUUUUCUCGUGAUAUCCAUCGUUUCGUGGCUCAUAGGACUAGAACUCGUAAACGCAGUCUUGAAAACCAAUGACUACCAUAAGCCGUUCUUCUUGCUGUUUUUGACCGGGCUGUGCUUUCUGUUGUACUUGUUGCCGGAGUUGAUGGCGACUGUCUAUGCGGCCGGAUGUGCUUGUUUAGGUGUAGUAAGACGCCAACUGACGGCCCAUCAUCACCAACAGUCUGAUUCUCCGCUUCUUUCUUUUUCUGAUUUGGACUUGGUUUCAAGUACCGGCGAUUUGACCAACAAAGAUCGCCUGGAUUCUGCCUAUGAUGCUGCGAUACCGCUUUCAAGGAGAGAGGUGCUCCUGCUCGCACUACAGAUAGCCAUUGUGUACUAUAUCUAUAACGCUUUGGUGAUGUCUGCACUAUUGUAUACCUCUGCCUCCAACCAGACCAUUCUUGGCUCAACCACAGCCAUGUUUACGCUCUUCAUGGGUGUCUCCCUAGGCAUUGAUAAGUUCACCUCGAAGAAGGUUGUCUGUGUGGUAUCUAGUCUCAUGGGCGUUAUAUUCAUCAGCUUGGGCGAAAAGCUGGCCUCUGGAAACAACGAUAGUAAAUUUGAACCAAAAAACCCGGCUUUGGGCAACCUCUUAGCACUUCUUGGCGCUUUCUCGUACGGAGUUUACCUUUUAGUGAUGAAGGUGCGAUGCGGGAUGGGUAAUAAGACCACUGAUGAGCGGAAACUCUUCGGUUGGGUUGGUGUCUUUACUUUUGUGUUGGGUCUCCCUGUGCUUGUAGUGGCGCACUCGCUAGGAUUCGAGCCGUUCGAGCUUCCUGAAAGCAACACUGCGUUCGCCAUGAUUAUGAUCAAUUCCGUGCUCUCAGUGAUCUCGGACUAUUUUACGAUCCUUGCCAUGCUUUUGACCAGUCCUCUUGUUACGUCGUUAGCGUUGACCUCUUCUAUUCCCAUCACCAUUCUCGCCGACUUCAUCAUCUUGCAUUUAACGGGCCAUCAAAAGCCAUCUUCAUCAUCCAGUGCCCUUGUUUACGGCUUUGGUGUAUUCUGCAUUCUUAUCUCUGUUUUGUUGAUUAACGUUAAUUUGAACACCCAAAACGAGCUUAUCGAAAACGUCAUCGAGGAUACUCUUGAAGGCGCCGUGAGACACGACGAAGUCUUGUCGCCAGUUCUCUCGCCUUAUUUGGAGCAUUCGUCUCCUACCUUACGCAAUCACGACAUUGGUAUUCCACAUCUUUCUCCUCAAUUCAAUCUCACAAGAAGAAAAAAUACCCAACGCUCUCCAUUAUCACGGGAGGUGAGCGGAUUCUCCCUCAAUUUGGGCACAUCAUCUUCAGAUCAGGCACCUUUGAAGAAUGCCAAUCAUCUGCUGAACUUGUACACUAUUGACUCUGCCAUAGACACACACGAGCCUCAACCUACGUCCGAACCGGCUGCCCUCAUGGUCUACGGAGGUGUUAAUCAUAAUUUCUUCAUCAAGAGUGUUGAUCCUUCAGCAUCUAAAUCUUCAGAUAUCCUACCUGAGAAUGUUUAG